This is a messenger RNA of Musa acuminata AAA Group (dessert banana), 4578 nucleotides long. Its product is annotated as zinc finger CCCH domain-containing protein 24-like. The transcript has 16 exons. NCBI's taxonomy places the organism in Eukaryota, Viridiplantae, Streptophyta, Magnoliopsida, Zingiberales, Musaceae. Bases 306 to 4238 code for a protein of 1310 amino acids. Gene Ontology annotation, cellular component: membrane. The record is from RefSeq and is a predicted model, not a curated record. Gene Ontology annotation, molecular function: metal ion binding; antiporter activity; protein binding. Gene Ontology annotation, biological process: transmembrane transport.
CGAGCGUUUCGUUUCAAUUUCCGGGCUUUCCCCUUCCCCCACCUCUCUUCUUCUUCUGCUCCUCGUUUGCUCACUGGACCAGCGGGAUUGGUCGCUGUUCGAUGGAGGUCUGGCUGCGGCGUGGGGGGUUUCCGCCCGUUCGCUGGGUCUUGGAGGGUCCUGUCGCCGCCUACUGGUUCUGGUGGUCGGAUAGGUGAAGGAUCCGAAGGGGUUUGAGCUGAUCUGUGGUCGUUUGGCUGUCGGCUUGAUCCUAUCUUUGCUGAUCGCUCUGCAACAGCCAAGGCCCAUCUCCGCCUAGCCGGAACAUGUGCGGCGGCCCCGAACGCAUAAGGCCUUCUUCGUCGUCAACCUCGCAGGAAGAGAAGUUCAACAGAAGCAGCAGCAGAGGUGGCGGGUUUGCUGGCGAAGGAAUGAACCACCUCGCCGUGGAGACCGACGACUCGUCCUCGAGCCUUCUCGAGCUCGCGGCGAACAACGAUGUCGGCGCCUUCAGGCGAUCGCUCGACCGCGACCCCUCGGCCGUUGAUGAGGUCGGCCUCUGGUACGGCCGCGAGAAGGGCUCCAACAGGAUGCUCCUCCAGCACCGCACUCCGCUUAUGGUCGCCGCGACUUAUGGCAGCCUCGAUGUCCUCGAACUUCUCCUCUCUUUGCCUUCUUCCGUCGAUGUCAGCCGAGCUGACGGGCAUGACAGAACCACGGCCUUGCACUGCGCUGCCUCAGGGGGUUCUCCCAACGCUGCUGAUGCUGUGAAGUUGCUACUUUCUGCCGGUGCCGACUCUAACUUGGUCGACGCUAGUGGCCACCGGCCUGCUGAUGUGGUUGUCGUGCCCCUAAAGGUGCCUGAUGUGAGGACUGUGCUGGAAGAACUUCUAGGGAGGAGCUCUAAUGGUACAUGCAGGGAUCACCAUCAUCGUGCUCUUCGCACGAUUACGAGGUUAUCGAAGACAGAUUCGCUGCCCCCGUCUUCCUCUCUUGACGAGGACGGAACACCAUCGUCGGACUCGGCUUCUUUCCCUGCGACAAUUGCCAAAGCCCCCGAACUCCAGCCACCUGCCGUGGUGACUGAGAAAAAAGAGUAUCCUGUGGACCCGUCGCUUCCAGACAUCAAGAGCAGCAUCUACGCAACUGAUGAGUUCCGAAUGUACUCGUUCAAAGUCCGACCAUGUUCGCGAGCCUACUCCCAUGACUGGACUGAGUGCCCUUUCGUUCAUCCCGGCGAGAAUGCCCGGCGGCGUGACCCAAGGAAGUAUCACUAUAGUUGUGUUCCGUGCCCUGAUUUCCGAAAGGGAACUUGCAGGAGGGGCGACAUGUGUGAGUAUGCGCAUGGGGUGUUUGAGUGUUGGCUUCACCCAGCGCAGUACCGCACUAGGCUUUGCAAGGAUGGGACUAACUGCUCUCGCCGUGUCUGUUUUUUUGCCCACACUCAUGAAGAGCUCCGCCCGCUGUACAUGUCCACUGGCUCUGCAGUGCCAUCGUCUUCUGCUGCUAUUGAGAUGGCUGCCGCUAUGGGCCUCGUGCCUGGGUCUCCAUCUUCCAUCUCCACUGUGAUGCAUCCUUUCACAUCACCAUUGUCCCCAUCUGGAAAUGGUAUCGGUCACUCUUCAUUGGCAUGGGCUCAGCCGAAUGUGCCUGUGCUUCAUCUUCCUGGGAUCAAUCUCAAGGGGAGCAGGUUACGCACAUCUCUCAGUGCGAGGGAGAUGCCUUUGGAUGAUUUUUCUGCGAUGCCUGAAUUUGAUGCUCAGCAGCUGCUAAAUGAUCCGUCCCACACUUGCCUGAGCCCAUCAAUGGGGAAUUUGAUGGCGCGACCAAAGAUCCUUGCUCCAUCAAAUCUUGAUGACCUUUUCUCAGCUGAGAUUGCCUCGUCUCCAAAGUAUAAUUCUGAUCAAGGUGCAAUUUUUUCUCCAUCCCACAAGGCUGCUAUUCACAGUCAAUUCCAGCCGCAGCAGCAGCAGCAAGGCUUGCUCUCACCAAUUAACACAGUUUUCUCACCCAAAGCCAUGGAAAACCAGCUGCUUCCGGGACGCCCUACCCUGCUGCAUGCCUCACUUGGUGUCUCUUCACCUGGCAUGAUGUCCCCUAGAAGCAUGGAGCCUGCUUCUCCCAAGAGCUCUCAUCUGGCUUUGCUUGGUCAGCAGGAGAAGCAACAGCAGACACUUCGGAGCCUGAGCUCUCGUGAUCUUGGUUCUGGAACAUCCCUGGUUUUUGGUUCUUCUGGUAACUCUUCAUGGUCAAAGUGGGCUUCACCUUCUGGGAUUCUUGACUUGGGAGUGAAUGGUGAAGAGCUUGGCCGUCUCAAUCGAUCAUCUUCCUUUGAGCUGCAGGCUAAUGGCGAGGAGCCUGAUCUCUCAUGGGUCCACUCUUUAGUGAGAGAAUCGCCAUCUGAGGAAGUGGGCACUGCUUCAGUUGCUCCAGCUUGGCCUUCCGGCUUGGGUCCUGCUGCUGAUGGAGUUGAGGACUCCAAUUGGGGAGACUUCUACAGAUUCGCAGCCUGUUUCUUUGAGCUGUUCAUGAAGCAGCAGCAGCAGCUGAAGCUUUGGAGCUUUGCUAGAGAAAUCCUGGGAGGAUCAACACAUUGCCGCUGUCUUCGGUGGCAGCUGUUUCGCUGGACGCCAGAGUGGAGAGCAGCAAGUGGUCGAGCGAUGGAAGCUGCGCCAGGUGAAUCCGAUAAGGGAAGGGCGGGUUCUGCGGAUGUUUCGAGCAUGACGAGUUCGGGGGUUGAACGAAGAGAGAAGCCGAGGAAGACUGGCUUCUAUAUCUUCUUCUUGGACAUCAGGCGAGUGUUCAGGCUGGACGAGCUGGGGCAGGAGAUUCUGAGGAUUGCAGUGCCUGCAGCACUGGCUUUAGCUGCUGAUCCACUUGCUUCUCUGGUUGACACUGCAUUCAUCGGCAGACUAGGCUCGGUGGAGAUCGCUGCCGUAGGCGUUUCUAUUGCCAUUUUCAACCAAGUUUCAAAGAUAUGUAUUUACCCUCUUGUUAGCGUCACAACAUCCUUUGUGGCAGAGGAAGAUGCAAUCAUGAGCACAUGUGUUGAAGAAGUGAAAGGUGAAGACUUGGAAAAGGCAUGUCCUGCAAAUGCUGAAACAGAAGAGCUCCCUCCUUGCGAUGAUUCUGAGAAGAUAGGGUGCACUGCAUCUUUUGUUCCGAAAUUUUGUGGAGGAUUUGGCGGCAACCGCAGAUACAUUCCUUCGGUUUCUUCAGCCCUGAUCGUUGGUGGAGUGGUUGGACUUCUUCAGGCUGUUUUCCUUAUUUUUGCAGCAAAAUUCGUGUUGAGAAUUAUGGGUGUGAAUUCUGAAUCACCUAUGCUUGCCCCAGCAUUGAGGUAUUUGACAUUAAGAUCUCUUGGUGCACCUGCUGUUCUCUUGUCAUUAGCAAUGCAAGGGGUUUUUCGAGGAUUUAAGGACACUAAAACUCCUCUGUAUGCAACCGUGGUCGGAGAUGUCAGCAACAUCAUUUUGGACCCAGUCUUGAUGUUUGUUUUCCAUAUGGGUGUCAGUGGUGCAGCUAUUGCUCAUGUUAUUUCUCAGUACCUCAUAACACUGAUACUACUAUGUAGACUAGUGCUGAAAGUUGAUAUCGUGCCGCCUAGUAUAAAAGCCCUGAAAUUUAGACGAUUUCUGAGAUGUGGAUUUCUGCUGUUGGCACGGGUGAUAGCCGUAACAUUUUGUGUCACACUAGCAGCAUCAUUGGCUGCACGCCAUGGACCGACUUCUAUGGCAGCUUUCCAGGUCUGCUUGCAACUUUGGUUGGCAACAUCUCUUCUUGCUGAUGGAUUAGCUGUCGCAGGGCAGGCAAUACUUGCCACAUCAUUUGCCAAAGGAGAUCAUGACAAGGUUGUCGUUGCUACAGCUCGCGUCUUGCAGUAUAGCAUUCUAUUGGGGAUUGGUCUCACGGUUACGCUUGGAGUAGGAGUUCAAUUUGGAUCUGGUAUAUUCACCAAGGACAUGAAUGUGCAGAGAAUAAUCCACAAAGGCCUCCCAUUUGUUGCCGGAACGCAAACAAUCAAUUCCUUGGCCUUCGUAUUUGAUGGAAUCAACUUUGGAGCAUCUGAUUACACAUAUUCUGCAUAUUCUAUGGUUGUAGUGGCUUCUAUUAGCAUUCCCUGCCUUAUAUACCUCUCCUCAACUCAUGGAUUCAUUGGAAUCUGGAUUGCACUAACAAUCUACAUGAGCAUAAGGACAUUUGCCAGUGUUUGGAGGAUGGGAGCAGCAAGGGGGCCAUGGACUUUCCUAUGGAAAUGAUACAUGUCCUAUCUCAACAGGAUCUACUUUUUGUUUGAAGAAGGCAGCUAUAUACAUAUGUAUAGAAUAAAAAGAUUUAGUGAGCAUGUCCCCCUUCUUUUCUCUCUUUUUUUUCUUGAUCCUUGUAGGUUUUGGUGAUCCCCUCAACCAUCUUAAAGACAAAAGAAAAAGGAAGAAAAAAGAGAUCAACAACAUCAUAGCCAUGCUCAUUUGUUACUUGAGCUCAAAGAGUAGCAGCAUAACCUAAUGAAAUCUUCUACUUAUCUUGGUGAAUAAAACACCUUUGUGCUUGUCUUGUAAGAGUGACAUUGUAGCUGCAUAUGAUUGGGUGUUGCAUUCA